AUGGAGGACCGGAUCGAAUUCGAUAUCAACGAGUCACUCAAGUAUUACUUGAGUGAUCCCGCCUCUAUUCCCACACCCGACGCUGAUCCCGAAUUACUGGACUGCGAGACAGACCCUGAUCAACUUUCGCCGAACGUGGUUGACAAUGUGCUGAACCCCAUCGUCGAUGCGGUGGCCGAGAAUCCUGAAGGACUGGCGAGACCAUCUUUCUUUGAUUCCUUACAAUUUCUACUAAAGUGCGCUCUGGCCCCCAAUCCACACAUGGAUGCCUCUACCCCUGCUGGACCCGAUUCUGAACGUUUGAAUUUCUGCAGAUAUUCUUCCUUUAUCCCAACGAAGUCCCUCAGCAAACUCCUGGACCUGGUUGUCUCCGGGCUCUCGGUUGAAGCAGAUAUUAUCCAUGGAGACUUGGAGUCCGACGAGCAAGAUGGUAUUCAACAUCACAAACAACUCCUGGAGAUGUACGGCUUUCUCCUUCAGUGGGCUCUUUCCGCUGUCGAAGUCAAAGCGGCGGAGAAACCUGCAGAGGCUGCGCCCGCACGGAGAGGCGCUGGAAAGUCCUCCAGGUUGAAAUCUACCAAGGACGGCAACUGGGACUGGACUGCGCAAAUCCAAAUAUCCAUGGACACCAUGUGCAAGGUCAUGAAGCUCAAACUAAGCAGGAUUUUCAUGACGACGUCGGAUCGUGACACUUUCAUUAAUCUCUUUACACGCUCUGUCUAUCUGAUUCUCGAGAGCGAACAGCGUGUUAAAAGCAUGACAGUCCGUAUGCAUGCUUUCAAGGUUCUCUGCAUUGCUGUAAAACAUCACGGCCACGCUUUCGGUGCCCAGACAUCCAUUGUACAAAGUCUCACAUAUUUCGAACAUCUUUCCGAGCCCAUGGCCGAGUUUCUGCAUAUCAUCGCAGAGCAGUAUGACUAUCCGCAAUUGUCGGAUGAGAUUUUGAAAGAACUUGGAAACAAGGAGUUCAACUCGAAUGAUACACGCGGCCCAAAGUCCGUGUCGGCUUUUAUUAUCAAGCUCUCGGAGCUUGCUCCACGAUUGAUUAUCAAACAGAUGACCCUCCUAGCCAAGCAACUUGACAGCGAGUCUUACACGCUUCGAUGUGCGGUGGUUGAGGUCUGUGGAAACCUUAUAGCAGAUCUCAGUCGGCAGGAGGAACGAAGCGAUAACUAUAAGACGCAAAUAAACGCCUUCUUCGAUGUGCUGGAAGAGCGUUUUCUGGACAUCAACCCUUACUGUCGGUGCCGAGCCAUUCAGGUCUACAUGAGGAUUUGCGAUCUGGAGCAGAAAUUCCCCAAGAGACGACAAGCUGUUGCAGAGCUAGCGGCAAGGAGCCUGGAGGACAAGAGCAGCAAUGUGCGACGCAACGCAAUCAAGCUACUUGCCAAAUUGGUUUCCACCCAUCCUUUCAGUGUCAUGCAUGGCGGCCAGCUUUCGUAUAAGGAGUGGAUGGCCAGACUGGAGAAUGUGGAUGCGGAGCUUAAUGCUUUGAGGCCCCCUGAGACACCUGGUUUUGAUGGAAUAGAGGGAACACAUGUUGACAGUGAAUUAUUGGACGAUGCUACUCAACUGCCGGACGACUCGCCAUCCAAAGCACCACGUAUGACCGAGGAAGAAAAGGUUGCAGCAGCGAAAAAGGCUGCAGAACAAGCGGCAACUAGUGAGCAUCUGGCACGCCUGCAGCUAACCCGGAAGUACUAUAACGAGGCCAUCCGUUUCAUUGAAGUCCUUCAUUCCGCCUCCAGCAAUGUAUCGCAACUCUUGUCGUCCCGGAACAAAAGUGAGGUUAUUGAAGCUAUGGAUUUCUUCGUCGUUCUCGACGCAUACAAGGUUGAAACGGCUCGAAGCGGUAUCCGACGCAUGCUACGACUCAUCUGGACCAAGGGCAAUAGCGACGAAGGAAAAGGUGUUCAGACCCACUUGAUUGACUGCUACAAAGGGCUUUUCUUCGAAGCUCCAGACUCAUUCAGCCCCAACGACGCAGCCAACUACAUUGCGCGCAACAUGAUCAGUCUGACGUUUGGCUCAACGCCUGCUGAACUCACGUGCCUGGAGCAACUUCUCAGUACUAUGAUGAAGGCGGGACAUGUCUCUGAGGCUGUCGUGGCGAAAUUAUGGCAAGUCUAUGGUAUCCAAAAGAAGGAGAUUUCAAAGACGCAACGACGAGGCUCGAUCAUUGUCCUUGGUAUGCUCGCAUUGGCUGACCCGGAGGUUGUCAUCAAAGAGAUUGAGGCAAUGCUGCGGAUUGGCCUGGGAAGCUUGGGGAGAUCCGAUCUGAUCCUUGCAAAGUAUACAUGCAUUGCACUCAAGCGAAUGGUCCCAGGGCGCCAGGCCAAAUCCAAGGAAACCGGAAUCCCGAAGCUGGCAAAUGACCACCCUGUCUUGAUGAAGCUGGCAGCAAUGGUGGAAAUUGUGUCCGACAGCAAAGAGUGGUAUGGUGUAGCCGAACAGGCCAUUAACGCCAUCUAUACGCUGUCGAAACACCCCGAUGUCCUUUGCUCUGAUAUCCUCAAACGGAAGACCAGGUUUGUGUUUCAACCUCAACUGCAACGACCCUCUUCGAAGGGGUCUGGCGACGGAGAUGAGCAACGUCCUGGAACAGCUUCCACAGAUAGCCAGGGCUCGAGGAACACUACUUCAUCUGCUGCUCUGUCUCAGCUCCUGUUUGUGGUAGGCCAUAUCGCGAUCAAGCAGAUCGUGCACCUGGAAUUGUGUGAGCUUGACUUCAAGCGUCGCAAAGCCGAACAGGAAAAGAAUAAGGCUGCUAGCGCAGAGUCUCAGGCGAACAAGGAAAACGCUGAGGACGACGAACUAGAUCUCAUCGGUGGCACGACCGAGGACGAUUUCACAGAUGCCAUGACGCAUAUUCGGGAAAGAGAGUUGCUGUACGGGGAGAAUUCGCUGCUGUCUAACUUCGGGCCGUUGGUUGCAGAGAUCUGUGCGAACAACAACACGUACUCUGACCGUAACCUCCAAGCUGCGGCCACUUUGUGCAUGGCCAAGCUGAUGUGCGUCUCGGCAGAGUACUGCGAGAAGAAUCUUCCUCUGCUCAUCACUAUCAUGGAGCGUUCCGAAGACCCUACUGUCCGCAGUAACGCUGUCAUUGCGCUUGGAGACAUGGCUGUGUGCUUUAACCAUCUGAUCGACGAGAACACAGACUUCCUCUAUCGCCGCCUCAACGAUGACGACGCGUCAGUAAAACGGACGUGUCUCAUGACGCUCACCUUCCUCAUCCUGGCUGGACAGGUUAAGGUCAAGGGACAGCUUGGCGAGAUGGCCAAAUGCCUUGAGGAUGACGAUAAGAGAAUUGCUGACCUGGCACGCAUGUUCUUCACGGAACUCGCGACCAAAGACAAUGCUGUGUACAACCAUUUUGUAGACAUGUUCAGUCUCUUAAGUGCAGAACGCAACCUCGAGGAGGCUUCGUUGCGGCGGAUUGUCAAAUUCCUUAUUGGCUUUGUUGAGAAGGAGAAACACGCUCGUCAGCUCGCAGAAAAGCUGGCUGCACGACUUCCACGUUGCGAGACUGAGCGACAAUGGAACGAUGUGGCCUACGCCUUGUCCCUCCUGCCUCAUAAGAAUGAGGAGAUCACGAAAACGGUCAGCGCUGGAUUUAACAAGGUCGUCACGGCAAGUUCUUAA
Messenger RNA from Aspergillus terreus NIH2624, 3645 nucleotides. Its product is annotated as condensin subunit YCS4. The transcript has 4 exons. Gene Ontology annotation, biological process: meiotic chromosome condensation; mitotic chromosome condensation; mitotic cell cycle. Gene Ontology annotation, cellular component: condensed chromosome, centromeric region; nucleus. The record is from RefSeq and is a predicted model, not a curated record. Gene Ontology annotation, molecular function: histone binding. Bases 1 to 3645 code for a protein of 1214 amino acids. NCBI's taxonomy places the organism in Eukaryota, Fungi, Ascomycota, Eurotiomycetes, Eurotiales, Aspergillaceae.